Symbiodinium sp. CCMP2456 is the source of this 3495-nucleotide messenger RNA. The record is from the annotation of a GenBank genome assembly. Lineage: Eukaryota; Dinophyceae; Suessiales; Symbiodiniaceae.
AUGGAGCGCCCUUGUGGCCGAACCAAGGAGGAGGCGAACAUCCAUCGCACGCUGCAGGUAAGCAUAGCGAUCUCCGUAGGUGCAACGGAGGCAGGCAAAGUGGCCUGGUCGCGGUGGCUGAAUGUCCCACAGCUGAACAGACAAAGCUUGGGGGCACCCAGUGGUACCCAGCUACCAUUCCGUUGGCCGGAGCUUGCUGAGGGCCGUUCUGUACCUUUGUGGGACUUCGAAGUCAACGCCUUUUACUUCAGAGGAAGCGAUGCUGUCGUUGUCGUCUGUCAGAUUUCCCUGCUGAAGUCGGGCCUGCAAUCGGCUGUUGCUCGUGUGCUCAUGAGAAUCAGGUGGGCUCAUGCUGGAAUAUGGCUGCUACUUUCGCUGCUGGGAGCCGCAGACCUUGCGCUGAACAUCGGCGCCGGUGGUGCUCGGGUCUCGCUGCCUUUGGUCCUUUUCGCCAUCACCGAGUGUGGCUACGUUUUCCGAAUGGUCCUUCCCUGGUUACACUUCGUGUUAGCAAGCUUGGCGCUGAUGAUCCUCUUGGUGGUCCUGCUUCUGCCAGUCUUGAUGCGCUUGACCCGUGCAGCCCCGGAAUGCCGUGUUCCAUGGGCGUGCAAGCUGGCGCUCGGCGUGUACUGCGGCGGUGCUUUGUGGAGAUGCCGCUCCGCUUCUCAGGGCGUGGGCGCCGAUCUCUUGAGCCAGCUCUCCAGUGAUGCCUUGGCCAUGUUGACGGGAACCCUCCUGCCCGUGGACUCCCGGGAGGUGCUCGCCUCCCAUGGAACUACGUUUAGCACGGCUACUACGUUCUUUCCUCCAAUACUCUUGUUUCACUGGGAAGCUGGCGCAGACAUUCUCCUGGAUCGUUCAAACGCCAGCGCGACGCCUUACCUUCGGAGGCUAGUGCAGAGGCCGGACGUUUUCUCGGGGAGUGCCAUCGCUGGAGUCCCUGUGACGCUGAAGACAGCGUGGGAGGCCAGGUUCUUUGUGGGCUGCCAGCAUCUUCCACUGCCGAUUUUCGUGAGCAAGGCUCGCCUGACUUCCGCCAUGGCCUCGCUGGUAAGCUUCGAUGAGAUGAACCCGAAAGCAGUGAUCGCCUCACCGAGGUCACUUCAAGCCUGUAAGCAGGAGGGUGUCCUACCACAAGAGUUGGUUUUCAAGCCCUUCGAGGCUUUCCAAGACAGGAACCUCUCUCCGAGGCUGCAGAAGCUUCGUUUCGACUUCUUUGAAGCCAAGAGGCGCGAUCUCCUCGCGGCAGCGCGGAGAGCCCGUGAUUCCAUUAUGUCCGACGAGCACAGGGAGAAAGAGAGUAGCAACCAACAGCUGGCGCUUGUCGCCAAGGAAAGUGGGCUUUCGAAAGGCGCUAUCCUGGCUUUGAACAGCGACACCUUGAAGCUUGAACGCCAGAAGUUGCUUCGAGCUCAGGAGACCGAAAGAAGUUGGCUGAAGAGCGCCUUGAACAGCGAACUGCAUCAGCUCAAGCAGCUUGAGUCCGCGAACCAGACGCUCUCCGCCGAAGCAGAGGAUCGACUGGACAAGAUAAGAGAGCAGUCCCGCAAGAUGAAAGAGAUGAAUGACAAGAGAGCGGAGAUGGAGGAACGCAAGCAGAUGGAAAUGGAAGCCAGGCAAAAGUUGGAGAAGCAACUUGCCAAAGAAGAGUUUCACAAGCAGCAGCUCGAGUUGCAGAACAAGCAGAAGGAAGACGCGAAAAGGCUCAAGGAAGCCUACGAACGGCAAGUGAGAGAUGCCGAGCGCAAGCGGCAGAUAGAAAGAGAGAAGGCAGAGAAACGUGAGCAAGAGGCUCGGGACUUGCAGGCCCGGAAAGAGGAAAUGCGGGCACAAGAUCAAAGGAGAAUCGAUCUUAUGGCGCAGAAGCAGGAAGCCUUCCGUGAGCUUUUGCGGGAUCGCAAGGAUGCCCGUGAUAUGAAAAUCUACAACAGCAUUCAAGCCAAUCAAGACCUUGAGCACAAGAGGCGUGAAGAUUUCGAACGGAAGCAGUCCGAGGAGAUGGAACGAGAGGAGCGGCUGAUGCAAGCUUUGGCGCUGAAGCAAGAGGAAAGUGCGAAAAGGUCGUUUCAGACGAUGAUGCGGCGGAAAGUUAUUCAGGAAGAGGCGACAAGGAAGGCCGAGGAGCGUCGCGGUGCCAUCCUCGACCAGCAAGAAGAGACGGAGUAUCGCUUGAUGGAGCACGAUGCAAAGAAGGAGCGAUACUUGGACUUCAAGCGUGAGUUGGAUGCCCUCAGGGCCAAGAACAAAGACAUCAACGUCGAGCGCCAGCGGAGGCGUGAAGAUGCAGAGCGUGAGGCAAUCGCUGAAGCUGUCAAGAAGAAGGAUGAGAAGAUCGAUCACAUGCAUGCAGAGCGGCACAGGAUGUGGGAGUUGAGACGCGCUGCCCAGGCAGAGGCAUACAAAGCUAGAGCACAGGUGAAGGACGAGAUACUGAGGCAGCGCAUCGCAUCGAAGUUUGACUCAAAGAAGCUGGAGGUCAAGCUCGAGUCCGUCAUGCAGAGCGACCUGUUCAGCGCCAAGGAGACGAUUGUGGCUGAAGAUGAGCAUGGCCUUUUAGAGAAGCUUCGGCAGCUGCUUGCCUCAUGGCGUGCGCUGAAUGCUAGCUCGCCGGCGUUCGUGUAUUUCUACGGAGGGGACGCUCAUCCCCCAUACUACGCGAACCGUGUGGAGACUUCAGAAAGAGGAUUUGCGGUCGAAGAGCUGAUGGAUGUGUUUUUAGCACUGAAUCGGAGAACCGAUGCUGUUGCGAAGCGGCUGUCGGAGUUCUGGCCUCCUCCGAGAAAGGCUUCGAGUCGCUGGCAGAAAGAGAACGGCUUGGCAUUUACUUUUGGAGACCACGGCGAGCAGCUGAGUGGUGCCGACCCGCCUCCGCAUGGAAAUCUGGUCUCGCCGGAUGUGUCGCGCACCAUGAUGGCCUUCGAAGCCAGAUCAUUCGCUUCCCGCGUCGCCUCGCCAGGCCUUUUCCGCAUGGCAGACGUUUACGCAACCAUUGCCGACCUUGUCGGCCUGGAACUGAAAGGCAAGCUAUUUGUUGGAACCAGUCUGUUUGGAAAGCUUGAAGCGCAGAGCCAAUCCAGACGGUUUGGUGUUGCUUCGUUCUCCUUCUACCGGCCAGGAGACCUCGCUGCUGCUCACUUCCGUGCCUCGGAUGGCCAGAUAUGUGCUGCGGAGUUCCACCGCGGAUCGCAAGGCAGACUCUUUGCAAGAUCUCUUCGGGAGCGGAAAGAGCCUUUCAUCCGUGGAGGACUGGUAAGAUUUGCAGCCAAGUCCCGUCUCCUUGCAACAGUGCGGCUCCGCUGGAGCUUCACGGCACCAGUGGGAGGAGGGCAGGAAGUUCACGCCUGCCAGGCCGACCCAAGCAGCACGUGUGCCAAUGAAUCCAUGGCUGCGCUGAGCUGGGCGUUAAAGCAGCGGCAGGCCAUGAACACAUUGCUGACCGCAGUCUUGCCGCAAUUUACACAGCAUGCCUGUGAUCUGGAAGCCGUGUACUUUUAA